Molecule: messenger RNA, 687 nt
Organism: Nematolebias whitei (Rio pearlfish)
Lineage: Eukaryota; Metazoa; Chordata; Actinopteri; Cyprinodontiformes; Rivulidae
Product: NADPH oxidase 4-like
Exons: 6
Biological process (GO): defense response; superoxide anion generation
Cellular component (GO): plasma membrane; NADPH oxidase complex
Molecular function (GO): superoxide-generating NAD(P)H oxidase activity
Source: RefSeq, a predicted model, not a curated record
GUUCUUUUUCUCAGAGUGUCUAACUAUGAGAUCUUCUGGUACACACACAACCUCUUCAUUGUCUUCUACGUCAUCCUGAUGGUGCACAUGGUCGGCGGCGCUCUGAAGUAUCAGACCAACAUAGAGACCCACCCCCCCGGCUGUUUGAGAGCCAAUCAGAGCAGCCCGAAGCAGCAGGAUGAAGGUGAUGAGAGCAGAUGCAGAGAGGAGGCCCACUUUGAGCCACAUUACCCUCAGACUUGGCUUUGGGUGUCCGGUCCCCUCUGUCUCUACUGUGUGGAGCGUUUGUAUCGCUACAUCUGGAGCAGUGACCCUGUUUCCAUAGUAACUGUGAUCAGGCAUCCCUGUAAUGUUAUUGAGCUGCGCAUGCUGAAGAAGAACUUCAAAGCUCAGCCGGGACAGUAUAUUGUUCUUAACUGUCCAGGCGUGUCUUCAUUUGAGAACCAUCCCUUCACACUGACGAUGACACUGUCUGAGGAGCGGCACCGUCUGCUCUCGUCCAGGCUGCAGGUGGGUCGGCCCAGGUGGAAGUUACUCCUUGACGAGAUCGGAAAGAGCAACAAACAUAAUCGAGUUGGCGUGUUCUGCUGUGGACCAAAAGGCAUCUCCAGAACUCUCCGUAGACUGUGUAACUCCUCCCGAUCCUGUGGAACGACCUUUGAAUUCAACAAGGAGUCAUUCAGCUGA